Molecule: messenger RNA, 1912 nt
Organism: Labrus bergylta (ballan wrasse)
Lineage: Eukaryota; Metazoa; Chordata; Actinopteri; Labriformes; Labridae
Biological process (GO): regulation of RNA metabolic process; regulation of gene expression
Cellular component (GO): cytoplasm; nucleus
Molecular function (GO): mRNA binding
Source: RefSeq, a predicted model, not a curated record
UUAAAGCUUGGAAAACGCACAAUGUCUGACAAGGAAGACAUGGCUACAGAUGGAAAUCUGAAUGUUACACUGACACUGAGGCUGCUGAUGCAUGGAAAGGAAGUAGGCAGCAUAAUUGGAAAGAAAGGAGAAACAGUAAAGAAAAUGAGGGAGGAGAGUGGUGCGCGAAUCAACAUAUCGGAGGGAUCAUCACCGGAGAGAAUAGUUACCAUCACAGGGCCAACAGAAGGCAUUUUCAGAGCGUUCUCCAUGAUCGCACAGAAGUUUGAGGAGGAUAUUACUGCAGCAAUGACGAACAGCAGCGUGACAAGCAAGCCACCUGUGACACUUCGCCUGGUUUUCCCAGGGAGCCAGUGUGGCUCACUGAUUGGCAAAGGAGGCUCAAAGAUCAAAGAAAUCAGAGAGACCACAGGCGCUCAGGUUCAGGUGGCAGGAGACAUGCUGCCGGACUCCACAGAGAGGGCUGUCACAAUCUCCGGCACUCCACAAGCCAUUACUCAGUGUGUAAGACACAUCUGCUCUGUCAUGCUGGAGUCUCCACCAAAAGGAGCAACAAUUCCCUACCGUCCCAAGGCUAUGCCUAUACCUGGAGCCCAUGCAGUUUUGGCUCCACAACACUCAGCACAAGCCUUUGCACUACCAGGGCAGUAUGCGUUUGCACAUCAGGAUUUGACCAAGCUUCACCAGUUGGCUAUGCAGCAUAUCCCCCUCCCUUCCCUUGGGCAGAGCAACCCUACCUUCCCUGGAUUGGAUGCAUCUGCCCCCACAAGUUCACAAGAGCUGGCAAUACCCAAUGAUUUUAUUGGCUGUAUAAUUGGGAGACAAGGCAGCAAGAUCAAUGAGAUUCGCCAGGUCUCUGGAGCUCACAUCAAAAUUGCCAGCGCAACUGAUGGAUCAGCCGUGCGCCAAGUCACGAUCACAGGCUCGCCAGCCAGCAUCAGUGUGGCCCAGUACCUCAUCAAUGCCAGCUUAGAGAUGGCUAAAUACACCAUGCAGGCCGCUUCCUCUGCGACCCCAGUUGACUUCAACAUGAGCUUCGCUCAGUCUCCCACUGCCUCCACUGCUGCUACCUCUAUGGCUGUCUUGGCAGCCACAUCCCAAGCCCCCACCACCAUUAACGUCCACACUCCCUCCACCUUAUCAGCCAUCCAAAACCCACACUACGCCGUCCCUGUUUCCAGUCUGCUUGGCAUGAAAACUCUCCCUGUCCUGGCUGUCCACCCAGCAGCUGCUUCCAGCCUAACACAGGGUUUAUCCCCUUACGCUGCAAAAAUGCAAACCUCUGGCAUCAAAAAAUCUGAGAGACAGAAGUUUGCUCCUUAUUAAUGACAGUGUAGCUGACAGGUAAAACAUUAUUAAAUGAUGAGAGAAUACUUAAAACUUGGCCAUGAACUGGCUAAAAAGUAGCUCAUACUAGUGUGUGUAAGUUUUGCCAGUGUGGCACUUCUUACUGAUAAACCAGGAGAAUAUUAGAAAUAUGUCCUCAAUUAUUAAAACAGGUACCAGAUGUGCAUAUAUGCUCAGUAUUAUCUUAAGGGUGUGCAUAACAUUUAAUAAUGCUAACUCAGACUUGUAUGACUAUCAUAGAAAAAGAUAUUUUUUCAAAUGGACUCAUUUCAGAGCUUUAUAAGACUUAAACCAGGAGAGGUAUUUUCCAUGAUGCAAUUGUUGACUUAGUUGUCUAUCUGUAUAAAUAGUUUUUGUUAGUUAAAGCAAACGAGUAUCAUUAGAUGUGGUGCUCUGUUGGCAGCAGGCUGUUAAAUUGUUUGUCUUGUACAAUAGAAGUCAGUGUGUUAAAAUAAAAGAUUGCUCUACUCUCUUGUCAUCUUAACCUUUCCAUCACCAUAGGCUCUCAUCAACGCUAACAGGCUUGGGUGUUCUGUAGUAGCGUUGCACUGUAGCAGUUCUGAUG